CUGCCGGGAGAGGCCGGAAGCGGCGCUGUUGCCGCGGCGGCGGCGGCGGCGGCGGGUCCAAGAUGGCGGUGCAGGAGUCGGCGGCGCAGCUCUCCAUGACGCUGAAGGUGCAGGAGUACCCCACGCUCAAGGUACCUUACGAAACAUUGAACAAACGGUUCCGGGCUGCUCAGAAAAACAUUGAUCGAGAAACCAGCCACGUGACUAUGGUUGUGGCAGAGCUAGAGAAGACCCUGAGCAGCUGUCCAGCUGUGGAUUCGGUGGUCAGUCUCCUGGACGGAGUGGUGGAAAAACUCAGCGUCCUGAAGCGAAAGGCAGUAGAAUCGAUCCAGGCCGAAGACGAGAGUGCGAAACUAUGCAAACGCAGAAUCGAGCAUCUUAAAGAACACAGUAGCGACCAGCCAGCGGCUGCCAACAUGUGGAAGAAAAAACGGAUGGACCGAAUGAUGGUGGAACACCUCCUGCGGUGCGGCUAUUACAACACUGCAGUGAAAUUAGCCAGGCAGAGCGGCAUUGAGGACUUGGUAAAUAUUGAGAUGUUCCUAACUGCCAAAGAAGUAGAAGAAUCCUUGGAAAGGCAAGAAACCAUGACUUGUUUAGCCUGGUGUCAUGAUAACAAGUCUAGGCUCAGGAAAAUGAAGAGUUGUCUGGAAUUCAGUCUAAGGAUUCAGGAGUUCAUAGAACUUAUUCGACAGAACAAGAGAUUGGAUGCUGUCAGGCACGCACGGAAACAUUUCAGCCAGGCCGAGGGGAGCCAGCUGGACGAAGUGCGGCAGGUGAUGGGGAUGUUAGCCUUUCCUUCGGAUACUCAUAUCUCCCCUUACAAGGAUCUCCUGGACCCUGCUCGGUGGAGGAUGCUAAUCCAGCAGUUUAGAUACGAUAACUACAGGUUGCAUCAGCUGGGGAAUAACUCUGUCUUUACCAUAACACUCCAGGCUGGGCUUUCCGCCAUAAAAACACCACAGUGUUAUAAAGAGGAUGGCACUUCCAAAAACCCCGACUGCCCGGUGUGUAGCAAAUCCCUAAAUAAGCUGGCUCAGCCCCUGCCAAUGGCCCAUUGUGCCAACUCUCGGCUAGUCUGCAAGAUUUCGGGAGAUGUGAUGAAUGAGAAUAACCCCCCUAUGAUGCUUCCCAACGGAUACGUCUACGGAUACAAUUCCUUGCUUUCUGUUCGUCAGGAUGACAGAGUCGUUUGCCCGAGAACCAAAGAGGUCUUCAGUUUCUCCCAAGCCGAGAAAGUCUACAUCAUGUAAUCCCCUCUCACGCGCAAAUGAAGUGCCACUGGAUUUUGACACAAUUAAUUCUAUCCGUGCCCUGUAAAAAGAUGGUGGGAGUACGUGCGGCAAAGAAAAGCUGCGACUCGGGAGGGACGGGGUGGGGUGGGAAAUCGAGGCUUCGUUGGUGGCAUUUUUUCCCCGUGCGACCAAAGAUCCGUGAGCAAAAGCAUAGCACACUCUGAGAAAAGCGAGGAAGUGCGACUAAAGUUAAAAAAAAAGGUUGCACUCAGAGGGAACAAAUUUUGAAUGUUUGGAUUUUUGUAACCACGAUUGGGUUGUUGUUUUUUUUCCUCAAAUACUCAUCCAGCGGAAGCAGCUUACUCAAAAGAGAUCUAAAUAACUUUAGAUCUCAAAGGGGGGGGACAGUUCUCACUCGAGUUUUGCCUGUCCCCUAUUUCUACUUGUGUGUGAAAUAUUGUAUGACUCGAAGGGACUCAAUAUGCAAACCUAUAAUAGACGCGUCAGAGAGCUGGUUUCAGCUUCCCGAUGCAUGUCAGUCCUGCGUCCUCCGGGACACGCGUGCUGCACACGCCUUUCCCCUUCCGAUGUGUGGUUGUGUCACUGUGACCCACACCAACUGGAAGCACGCACCCAGCUGUGCAAAAACACAGUUAGCAAACACUUUUGGUCUUUCACAUAGCCUUUAGAAGACAGCCAGUCCUUGGAAUGGAUGCUGGGUAGAUGCUAACACAAGAUAGAAAAGACAGAGAAAGGUUUGUUGUCGUCUCUAAAACCUCUACAGUUCAGUUUUUCUCAAGCUUGGGAACUGGAAGACAGGUGGACUUCUGGGAGUUGAAGUCCACCUGUCUUCCAGUUCCCACGGUUGAGAAAUUCUGUCCUAAGAUAAUUUUAAGAAUCUUUUAAAAACUGCAUAAACACAGAACUGGUAACAUUGGAGCCACCAUGUGCCACUCGUCCGUCUGUCCUCCUUCCAGUUGACCAAUAGUGUUAAGGGCCUUUCGUUUAUUAGUUACUAUGUGCAUAGGAUUCAAAUAUCAAAAACCAUUUAGUGCUACUGCCUUAUUUUCUUGCUUUUGAGAAUGUAUUCACAUGAAGAAAAAAAAAAAAUCAGCUGGUAACCUUAAGUGUUGGGGAAGUUUUGAAGAAGAUGCCUUGCAGGAGAAUUAUGUAAUUUUAGGGUAUUGGCGGCCGAAGAGAAAAGGUUAGUUCAAUUUUUAACCGCUACCGAUCACAUCCUUCUCAUCCUCCAGACACACCCCCAUUGUAGUAGAGACAAAAACCAUACUAUAGACUUUGUAUUUAGCCUUUAUUUUUGCAUGUUGAUGUUGAUUAGCUAAUAAAGACAUUGCUCAUAA
Pantherophis guttatus is the source of this 2593-nucleotide messenger RNA. It is a transcript of the gene MAEA, whose product is annotated as macrophage erythroblast attacher, E3 ubiquitin ligase. Gene Ontology annotation, molecular function: protein binding; ubiquitin protein ligase activity. Gene Ontology annotation, biological process: proteasome-mediated ubiquitin-dependent protein catabolic process. NCBI's taxonomy places the organism in Eukaryota, Metazoa, Chordata, Lepidosauria, Squamata, Colubridae. Gene Ontology annotation, cellular component: GID complex; nucleus; cytoplasm. The record is from RefSeq and is a predicted model, not a curated record.